AUGUCUCAAUACGAACUAACUCCUCAGCUCAAAGAACUAAUUAGUAAAUCACAGCUAGGUCUGGAAUCAAAGGCCAAACUCUUUGAGCAGCAUGCUAUUAGCAGAAACAAUCUUAUUACGUUUUAUACCGAGUACAAGCCAACAAGUUCUCUUCUUGAAUUACUUAAGACAACGAAAAUUUGGAUAAACAAAGAGGAUUUGAAUAAUUCCAAGGAGGAAAAGACCCCUGAGUUCAUUGAGCAAAUGGAGUAUUUGCGAUUGAGAGCUAAGGAGGAAGAGUAUCAAUCAUUAAUUAACCCAUCACCGGAAAUCAAUACCUUAUAUGAAAGCAAAUUUGAUGACGAAUUUAGUCACCAAACCCCAGUCCAAGCUCAUAAGGAAUUGAGACAUCAACUAACCACCAUAGUCAAUAUAUUGAUUAGUGUUGGAAGUGUUGUUUAUGCCAUUUGGUACUGGACUGAGAGUUCAUGGGGAUUACCCAAUAGUUAUCGAGUAUUAAUGUGUUUAUUUUUUGGCUUACUAAUAUUAGUGGCUGAAACCGUGGUAUAUUUAGGAUACUUGAAUAAGAUUGAAGAUGCCAAAAUUAGAGAAAGAAAAAAGAAAGAGGUGAAGACAGUUGUUAACACAAUCAAGUUAUAA
Messenger RNA from Hyphopichia burtonii NRRL Y-1933, 639 nucleotides. It is a transcript of the gene VPH2, whose product is annotated as Vph2p. The record is from RefSeq and is a predicted model, not a curated record. Gene Ontology annotation, biological process: vacuolar proton-transporting V-type ATPase complex assembly. Bases 1 to 639 code for a protein of 212 amino acids. Gene Ontology annotation, cellular component: endomembrane system. The transcript has a single exon. NCBI's taxonomy places the organism in Eukaryota, Fungi, Ascomycota, Pichiomycetes, Serinales, Debaryomycetaceae.